Messenger RNA from Panicum hallii, 3072 nucleotides. Its product is annotated as TBC1 domain family member 10B-like. Bases 205 to 2652 code for a protein of 815 amino acids. The record is from RefSeq and is a predicted model, not a curated record. Lineage: Eukaryota; Viridiplantae; Streptophyta; Magnoliopsida; Poales; Poaceae. The transcript is spliced from 18 exons.
AAGAAAAGACCGCGCCGCGCGAGCCACGAGGGCGGUCACUCGUCAGGGUCACCCCAAUUUCUCCCCAGUCCCCACACCCGGGAGUACGGACACUCUCCUACUCCGCCCGCCCGCGCAGUCCAGCCGGAGGCCAGAUCAAACCCCACCGCCACCCCGCGGUCGAGCUAGCCACGCCGCCCGCCGGGUCCGCGAGGAGGAGGGGAGAUGAAGCCCAAGAGCCUCCCGUUCAUCGCCUUCGAGCACAAGCGGGAUGCAUAUGGCUUUGCUGUGCGGCCCCAACACUUGCAGCGUUACAAGGAGUACGCAGGCAUCUACAAGGAAGAAGAGGAGGAGAGAUCUGAUAGAUGGAAGCAUUUUCUGGAGAGGCAGCCUGAGUCGUCUGGACAGGACGCUGGUGAUAAUGCUAAGAGUGGUGGUUCUGAAUCACUGGCAGAGAAGACAUCAGUAGGGCCACGGAAGAUCGAAAUAUGGACGCCAAUUAGGAAGUCCCUUGGCAACAUCGAGCAGAUGAUGAGCCUGCGCGUGGAGAAGAAGCAAUAUUCUGCUGGAAAGCAGCAAGCAAAUGAUGGAACCCAUCCCGUGAAAGUUGAAGAGGGCAAGUUGUCAGAGGACUCAGAGGACGAGUUCUAUGAUGUAGAUAAGGUUGAUCCUAGCCAAGAAAUGCAUUCGGGGGAUACUGGGAAUGCUGAUGUCGGAAGCAGGAGUCAUGAAGAAACUUGCAUUUCAAAGGAAGAGUUGGAGUGUCUGGUCCAUGGUGGACUACCAAUGGCUUUGAGGGGAGAGCUAUGGCAAGCUUUUGUUGGUACUGGAGCUCGUAGGGUAGAAGGGUAUUAUGAUAGUCUUGCAGCUGAAGGUGAAUCAGAAAGUAACAAAUGUUCAGAUUCUUCAACCUCAGAAGCUAUCCAUGAAAAGUGGAUAGGGCAAAUAGAGAAGGACUUGCCCAGAACUUUUCCAGGUCAUCCUGCUUUAGAUGAGGAUGGAAGAAAUGCUUUGAGACGCAUGCUUAUAGCUUAUGCUAAACACAACCCAUCAGUUGGUUACUGCCAGGCGAUGAACUUUUUUGCUGGUCUCUUGCUUCUAUUGAUGCCGGAGGAGAAUGCAUUUUGGACAUUGGUUGGAAUUAUCGAUGACUAUUUUGAUGGUUACUUUUCUGAAGAAAUGAUUGAGUCACAGGUGGAUCAGCUUGUUUUAGAGGAGUUGGUCCGAGAGAAAUUCCCUAAACUAGCAAAUCACCUGGAUUACCUCGGACUUCAAGUUGCAUGGGUUACUGGGCCGUGGUUCUUAUCCAUCUUCACAAAUGUGCUUCCUUGGGAGAGUGUUCUCCGUGUCUGGGAUGUGCUUUUGUUCGAUGGAAACAGGGUAAUGCUGUUCCGGACAGCUCUUGCGCUACUGGAGUUCUAUGGUCCUGCACUUGUAACUACAAAAGAUGCCGGUGAUGCAGUUACCCUUUUGCAGUCUUUAGCUGGUUCCACUUUCGACAGCAGCCAGCUUGUCUUGACAGCUCGCAUGGGAUACCAAUCCGUAAAUGAAACAAUAUUGCAAGAGCUAAGUAAUAAACACCGCCCAUCUGUUAUAUCUUCAAUGGAAGAAAGAGCGAAAGGUCUAGGUGCUUGGACGGACACCAAUGGUCUUGCAUCAAAGCUGUAUAACUUUAAACGUGACCCUGAACCAUUGGUCUCAUUAAGUGAUUCAGCAGACCAAUUGAGUGAUGUGGGAGAUGGGGAUGCCAAUCAAGAAAGUGAUCCUGGAAACAUGGAUGAUAUGUAUGGUGGCGUGACAGUCAAUUCUGAGAUUGAUUCUUUGCCUGAUCCAAAGGACCAGGUUGCCUGGCUGAAGUUGGAAUUAUGCCGACUGCUAGAGGAGAGAAGAUCAGCUGUUCUCAGAGCUGAUGAACUAGAAACAGCGCUGAUGGAAAUGGUUAAGCAAGACAAUAGGCGCCAAUUAAGUGCAAAGGUUGAGCAGUUGGAACAAGAAAUAUCUGAACUAAGACAGGCCCUGUCAGACAAGCAGGAACAGGAGGAAGCAAUGUUUCAGGUCCUGAUGCGUGUAGAACAAGAACUGAAAAUUGCAGAGGAAGCUCGCAUCUCGGCCGAGCAGGAUGCUGCUGCUCAGAGAUACGCUGCUAAUGUUCUACAGGAAAAGUACGAGGAAGCUAUGGCUUCACUUGCCCAAAUGGAGAACCGAGCAGUAAUGGCAGAAACAAUGUUAGAGGCUACACUGCAGUACCAAUCUAGCCAGCAGAAAGCACUGUCCCCUUGCCCUUCUCCAAGAACAUCAAUGUUAGAUGCAUCCCCUAGUCAGGCAAGCCAGACUUCAUCACAGGAGUUCCAGCCAAGAAGGAAAAACUUGCUCGGUCCAUUUUCACUGAGUUGGCGUGAUAAGAACAAGGAAAAACAGAACAAUGCUGAUGACUCCACAAACACAAAGUUUAGCAACAAUAAUGAUGAAACAGUAGAAUUCUCCAACAAAGAUGAUGAGAAGCAGAGAGAAACACUAGAGCUAGAUUCUGAACAGACAACAGAGUCAACCGCAGAAGAUGGCAAGCUGAGAGCAGAGAUGCCUGAGAAAGACAAUGAGCUGCCAGGGGUCGAAAUAGCCACGAGCAAUUUGAAUGGGCAACAUGAACAGAUGCAAGAAAUAAAAUUGGAUUGAUAAGCACAAUGCUGCACUUUCCGAAAUAUCUAUGCCACCACGUUAUACCGGUACACCAUAUAAACAUGGUGACGGCUGAGGUAUCUCUGAGAGUGGCUUAAAUUUUGAAAUCCUCAUAAUGUAUUGCUGUACUCGUUCAUGCCCACUCUUGGUUCCCCCCUCUCCCCCUGCCCUUUAUGGUUUCUUUAAUUCUCUUAGGUGCCACGUCUAUAGGUCUAUAGGUUGUUUCUUUCCAUUUUUUUUUUAUCAUUUGAUUGAGAAGAGAAAAAGGAGCAGUUUGUAUGGUUGUUCAGUUGCCACCUUCGGAUGCAAAUGCAUCAGAAGAAUUUAUGAAAUGGAUGAGAAUUCUGGGUAACUGUGAUACGCUUCUUCUUGUAAAUUAUCAUAUUUUUUAGAGGGUGUGCUCGAUGUAAGCUAUUA